Molecule: messenger RNA, 147 nt
Organism: Fusarium mangiferae
Lineage: Eukaryota; Fungi; Ascomycota; Sordariomycetes; Hypocreales; Nectriaceae
Exons: 2
Coding region: 1-147 (48 amino acids)
Source: RefSeq, a predicted model, not a curated record
AUGGCGGCGAUCAACGACGACACGUCUCAAGCGGAUCACACUGAAGAGGCCGCCAUGGCAGCUCGAGUAUGCCUAUUCUGGGCGGCAAGAGAUGGAUUCAUGACGGGUGACGACAGGAAACAGAAAACGGACGCGCCCAGGUGCUGA